Messenger RNA from Thermochaetoides thermophila DSM 1495, 762 nucleotides. RefSeq lists its product as uncharacterized. NCBI's taxonomy places the organism in Eukaryota, Fungi, Ascomycota, Sordariomycetes, Sordariales, Chaetomiaceae. The transcript has 2 exons. The record is from RefSeq and is a predicted model, not a curated record. Bases 1 to 762 code for a protein of 253 amino acids. Gene Ontology annotation, molecular function: acyltransferase activity, transferring groups other than amino-acyl groups.
AUGAAGCCACGAAGAGCCGAGCCGUCUGAUAUCGAGGCGAUAACAAAGGUCCAUAUCAGGACGAUGCCCCUUGACCCCCAGUGGAAUUAUCGCUUUCCAUAUCGCAAUGAACAUCCAGAAGACCAUUACAAGUACACAAAAAUGUUACUCGAGUAUUUUCUGGACCCAUCGUACGACGAUUGGCUAGUUAUGGUAGUGGAAGAUAGCCUCGAGCCCGGAGGACCAACAGAAAUCGUGUCGUUUGGCGUAUGGGACGUUUCGUAUGUCAACAAGCGCCGCUAUGGCCCAGGAUACAAGACACAGGAUCGCAAGUGCCAUUUCCAAGGCCCCUGCGCUGCGAAGCGAGGAGGAGGCUCACGACGUGAUGCGAAUCCUGAGCACUUCAAGGCGUUCUCGCAGGGCCAAAAGAAGGCGUACCAGAAGUACUUUGCACCGAUCGGGCCAGAACAAAUCCAUCUGCAAAUCCUGGCCACUUUGCCCGAGUAUCAGCGGCGCGGACACGCAUCAUCGCUGUGUAGAUGGGCCAUGGAGUUGGUCUGUCAAGAGGGGCUGAAGGACAUGUCGGUCAUGGCAAGCCCUAUGGGUUAUGAGUUGUACAAAUCGCUCGGUUGGGACGUGGUUGGGACUUUUUGGAUCCAAGUUCCCGGUGAAGAGGAGAAGCUUGUCCUGAGAGCCAUGAUGUACAAACCCCCGAAGCUGGAGGGAUCGUCUGACUCUGAAGAGGAGGUCCAAGUUGCGAAUGGUCGAUGUGCUAUCGUUUAG